Molecule: messenger RNA, 495 nt
Organism: Metarhizium acridum CQMa 102
Lineage: Eukaryota; Fungi; Ascomycota; Sordariomycetes; Hypocreales; Clavicipitaceae
Source: RefSeq, a predicted model, not a curated record
AUGCAACUUAAGAACGGCUAUAUGACUCUAUUUAAGCAUGGUCAGCUAAUUCAGUCCGCGCCUGCCUAUGACUUACACGGUCAGAUUAGUCAAUACCUUCAAUCUGAGCCCGGCCAGAAGCUUCUAAUCAAGCCCUGCCAGAAGCUUCCAAUUGAACCCGGCAGGGACCUUCCAUCCCGGCUCGAAGCUCGUCAAAUUCAACAGCUUCAAUCAAGCCCGGCUCAAAGCCCUGAAUUUGACCACCCGGCUCAACAGCCUGAAUCUCAACAGCUCUGCCGCAAUCCUCAAUACGGCCAUAACGCUUAUUUCAGUCCUGGCCACGACGUUCCUUUCAAUCCCGGCCACAACGUUCAAACCGAGCCCGCCCGUGACCUUCGAUACGGGCCUGUCAGCAACGCUCAAUUUGGACCCGGCCAGUCCCUUCAAAUGAAGCCUAGUUAUAGUAGCUAUUCUAGGCACUUUAGAUAUCCUAGCUAUUCUAGCGACUCUAGUUAG